AAAUUAAAGAAGAAAAUAAAACAUUAAAAAGCAAACUGAAUGUGCUUGAAGCUAAGUUGAAGAAGUACAACGUAGUUGCGUAUGGCAUAAAUGAGGAAGAUAAAGGAGCAGCAGAAGAAGCUAAAGAAUUUAUCGAACAAAAAUUGGAAAUUUUCAUAGAAGCAACCCAGAUAAGAGAUUCCCAUCGCAUAGUUAGAAAAGUAGAGAAUCAAAAAAAGCCGCGACCACUUGUUAUUGAACUGCUGAACUAUAGAACCAAACAAAAUAUUUUGAUAAAAUCUAAACAAUUACCGAGAGGAUCUGGCGUAUUUGUCAGCAAUGACUACACAAAGAAAGAAUACGAAAAAAGAAAAGUCCUACACGCACAUUUAAAACAAGCUAGACAAGCAAAUAACUAUAAUACAU
Messenger RNA from Acanthoscelides obtectus, 405 nucleotides. NCBI's taxonomy places the organism in Eukaryota, Metazoa, Arthropoda, Insecta, Coleoptera, Chrysomelidae. The record is from the annotation of a GenBank genome assembly.